UAGGUACCGACCGUCGCUACAAGUCAAACUAUUUUAAAAACCCUAGACCAGCACCAUUUCAAUCAGUUGCGGCGACCUCUCUCUCCCGGCGUCUCCUCCCGUCUCUCUAUACCGUCCUUCAAUCCAAGGUAUUUUCAUUCCAAUUUCAUCAUUUUCAUAAUCAAUUAGAUUCAAUUCUUCAUGUAUUAUCUUCAAUCCAUCCAUUUGGUAUCAAUUCUUACUCUUUUCGCCCAAAAGUCAUUAUCUUCUCAAUUUUCUCCCAAAAUGAGUGAAAUUGUUUCCAAUUAUCAAGUUGAUGCUCAAGCUGGGUUCAAGGCUUACGCCGACCCACAUAUCAUCGAGGGAAGAACCCUUAAACAAGAUGACAUCCCGGUUCCCGUUCUUGAACUUAUUCAAGAACAAGGUUGGAGUUUCUUUCUUCAACUCCAAGCCCCCAUUUACCCGGAACUUGUUCAUCAAUUCUAUUCUUCGUUGAAAUAUCAUCCACAAGACCCUUCCAUUACCACAAUUGUAGCCGGCAAAACCUUCGGAUUCAACACCCAAAAUCUUUCUGAAUGGUUUCACCUAGGGCGCCAAGGAGUCUCCAGCUAUUGCAAAAAGGGGUGGAUUGCCGACUCACGAGAUUUUAACUCCGAUUCUUGCCUCCGAGUGCUAAAUAACAUUGCCCUUGACCAUGUCUUUGAGGACCCACACUACUUUAUUCGUAGGCCAAAUGUCCAAGACUUACCUGCAAAUAGAUUCAUCCUCCUCAAAAUCCUCAAAGAAAAUGUCAUCCCAGUCCUUAACAAAGAUAAACAAGUCGGGGUUUAUGAAUGCACUCUCCCUACCAUCAUCCUUAAACACAUGCACGAAUGCUCCGGUCGCCUAAACAAACCCUAUGGCAUACUACUUACCCACAUCUUUUCCAAAAGGGGAAUUCUUGAGGUGCGCCCUUCCCGUGUCCGCUAUCUUGAUGCGGAGUGCCUUGGCUAUAGUGGCCUCGUAAAUAUUGGAGCGGAGUACUACAUGAAGAAAGAGUUCCAAAAUAUUGAUGAGGCGACACGAGCGGAGUAUGGUCCUCGGCAUUCCAUGUCAUCUUUGCCUUCCACUUCACGAGCACCCCAAGCCGAAGCCGAAGAAAAUGCCAACACGGAAGUCCCCGUUCGUGCUCCUCGGGUCAAACGCUCAAAGCCGGCGUCUCAUGCUUCCUCGGCCUCUCUCAUGCAUCGUCACUCUCACAUGGCUUCAACUUCCAAAAAUCCCUUUAAGAAGUUCAAGAAAUUCAUCCUCAAGACCGUAGUGGCUCCGAUGAGGAAACUUCAAGAAAGCCUCGAUGACCUCUCGGAUCGGAUGAAGAAGAUGGAGGACCGUGAGAAUCGCCAAAAGCAAAACGAGGAUCGUGCUUCUAAACGCCGCUAAGUGUUGAGUAUUUGACAAUAUUGAUCAAACAUUAUGUAUUU
This is a messenger RNA of Cuscuta campestris, 1439 nucleotides long. NCBI's taxonomy places the organism in Eukaryota, Viridiplantae, Streptophyta, Magnoliopsida, Solanales, Convolvulaceae. The record is from the annotation of a GenBank genome assembly.